GUUGACUGUGAAAUUUAAUAAUUAUUAUGUCAUUCAUCUGUAUAUUUUUUCUAUAUUUAAUGUUUUAUUCAUCAAUACUGUAGUAUUUACAGGUAUCCUCAUGCGAUUUUAUAAUUUUUGAAUAACCAAAAAUAUGUUAGAAAAAAAAUCUAGUACUGAUAAUAAUCAAUUAUCCAAAGAAGAUUAUUUAAUUAUGCGAGCAAAAGAGGCAUUGCCACUUGAUAUUUAUGCAGCUAAAUCCUGGUUAAUUACUGCUAGAUCGUUGUUUCCUCAUAGUGCUAAAGUACAGUUUGAAGCUUAUCGGAUUGAAAAAUUAUCAAAAAAUGUGAAGGAAGCAGCAAAAUGUUUUAGUGAGAUAUUUCAGAAUUUUCCAGAUGAUCGAGAUAUAUGGAAGGAAAUAGAAACAGUAACAGCUUGCCUUCGUUUAGAACAAUGUGAUGCUGAAGCAGAAUUUUUAUGUCAAAUGUUUCAACAUAUACCUCAAGAACUUCAACAUAGAUUACUUAUCAUGACAGCUGAUCAUAGUGAAGAUACAAUGGAACAUUGUAAAUUAUUACUUCUUUUAUUACGUAAAUUUCCUCAAACUAUUGCUACUCAUGGACCACGUUUAGUAGAAACUCUUCUUACUGCAGAAAAACAUAGUCAUCCAGGACGUGCAGUAAAUGGUUUCAGAAAAUUAUUAGCUUGUGAUGCAUUACCACUUCUUGGUACUGCACCAGUAGAACUAAAUGCAAGACUUAGCUUGAGGUUACUUAAUAAGGCAGUAGAAUUUUAUUUGGCAUAUAUACAACAACCACAAGAUAAUCAAAUUCAACAUCCCUGGGAUAGAUUGUUUCAAGUUGUUGAAUUAAUUGGGAAAAAAUUAGGAUGGGAAUUAAGUAGUUUAUUUUCUAUGACUUGGAAUAGAGAUGCAUAUUGUGAAAAAUUACAUCAAUAUGCAGUUGCUCAUUCUGCUAGUUUAUGUGAAGAAUUGGUAGUUAGACAAUUAUUAAUGUGUACUGUUGCAGUAUUAUUAAGAAUAUUAAAUGAACACAAUGUCUUAAUUAGUAAUGAUGAAACAACAUAUUGUUUGAUAGAAGCAUUUGGAGAAUGUGUGCAUUCUCCUACAGAACCAAAACUAAAAAAACGGAAAAGAGAAGAUAAUGGAGGAAUUAUAAUAACUAGUGAUGGUGAUUAUAGCGGUAAUGGUUUAGCUUUAACUGUAAAGUUAUGGGAUUUGUUACAUAGCAGUGAUUAUUUGCAAAGAGAAAUAGGAAAAUUAAAUCAACAACUUCGAUUAGAUUCGUGGUUAAAUUCAUUUUUAACAGAUUUAGCUAUGUAUAAAGGUUUACAUCAUGAAGUAUUAGCAAGAUUAUCUCAAGAAGCAGGUAAUUUGUCUGCUCAUCUUCGUUUAGCAAGUACAUGUUUUUUCUUGAAAGAUUACAAGGGAAUGUUAGAAUAUAUAGUUUUGGUAAUUACUACUUUACCUUCAAUUUGCGGUAAAGUAUCUCAUAAUUUAACUGUUCCAUGUGGAAGACAUUUACAUUAUUUAACACUUGCACGAUUUCCUGUUAUACAGUAUUGUUGUAGAUUGCUUCUUUUAGCAAUAAAGGAAAACUUUUCUUUACCCGGUGGUGUUGGAGAUUUGGCGAUAGGACAUGCAUUAGUUUUAAUGCAAAUUGACUGGCCACAAGAAGCUAGUACUUUAUCUAUGAUUACAGAAAGGAUUAUUAAUCGUGGAUCUUUUUCUUAUCCAUUAUUUCAGGCUUAUAUUAUAUGUGUAGAUAUUUUAGAAGAAUUAACGUAUCUAUGGACGGAACAUGGAGGUGGUGUAUCUUUAGAUAUUGCUACAGGAUCAGGGGUUCUACAAAAUCGACGUAUUACAACUCGUGGAGCAGAUAAAGGUGUGCGCGAAGAAGUAAAACAAGCAAUGCGUCGACAAGCAGCACGAGACGGUAUCGAUCCAUUAGAUGAAUUGUUACAAAAAUUUAUUAUCAAUGAAAAAGUAGCCAUACUACACAGUUUAAUUAUUCAAUAAAUCAUUUUAUCAAAUCUUGUCAAUAACAAAUUUAAUACAUAAUUUUAGUAAAAUUAUUGUAU
Messenger RNA from Apis laboriosa (Himalayan honeybee), 2079 nucleotides. It is a transcript of the gene IntS10, whose product is annotated as integrator complex subunit 10. The record is from RefSeq and is a predicted model, not a curated record. Gene Ontology annotation, biological process: snRNA processing. Gene Ontology annotation, cellular component: integrator complex. Lineage: Eukaryota; Metazoa; Arthropoda; Insecta; Hymenoptera; Apidae. Bases 134 to 2017 code for a protein of 627 amino acids. The transcript has 8 exons.